This is a messenger RNA of Clarias gariepinus (North African catfish), 999 nucleotides long. RefSeq names its product antimicrobial peptide NK-lysin-like. The record is from RefSeq and is a predicted model, not a curated record. The transcript is spliced from 7 exons. Gene Ontology annotation, biological process: lipid metabolic process; defense response to bacterium. Bases 469 to 927 code for a protein of 152 amino acids. NCBI's taxonomy places the organism in Eukaryota, Metazoa, Chordata, Actinopteri, Siluriformes, Clariidae.
UAACGAUGUAAUACUGCCACCAGCUGUGCUGGAGAAACCGUCAGUAUAUUAAGAGCAGGGUUAGACAUAGGGAGUCUGAAAAAAAAAAAUCAGUUUUCUUUGAAAUUGUAGUGUUUAAAUAAGUGUGUGAGCAUGCAUGAUGUGUGUGCUCUGCAACGGCUCCAGGGUCCAGGGUGUACCCCGCCACAUGCUCGAAGUUUCCUGGUCCAGUCCCUUUUUGUUAAGGAGACGAAUGGCUUGUGGAAAGAAGCUGUUGCACAGUCGGCAUGUGAGGACCCGAAUGCUUUGGUACCUUUUUACAGAUGGCAGAAGGGCAAAGACAUUUCUUGGUUGUGGUGACAGAAAGAAAAACCCCUAAAAGGUCUGCCUAUAAAAGACCCUCAGCAGAUGCUGCAUUGAGACAGAAAAUUCAGCUCUUGAGGGGUCAGAUAUCUCUACACAGCCAAUCAAUCAGCAUUUUCAACCAGGAUGCUCCGAAACAUCCUUCUUGCUUCUUUCCUCAUAGGCUCAGCCUGUGCCAUGCACCUGGAAUACCUGAAAGUUGACUCUGACGAACUCCUUGAUGGGAAUUUGAUUUUGGACAUUUCUAAUGAUUCUGUCGAUCAGAAUGAGGAUUUGCCAAUGACUAAAGAACAGAUCCCUGUUGUGUGUUGGGCUUGUAAGUGGGUCAUGAAAAAAAUGAAGAAACAUCUUGGUGAUCAUGAAAAAGUUGAAAGUAUUAAAGCAAAGUUGAAAAGAGUCUGUGACAAAAUCGGGCUUGCGAAAACUGUCUGUAAGAAAAUGAUCGAUAACAACAUGGAUAUCCUGGUGAAUGAACUUUCUUCUGGUGAUGAUCCAGCAACAAUUUGUGCCAAUGCUGGUCUUUGCAAGGCGGUAGAGAUGCUGGAAUUGAUCCAAGCAUUACCACAAAUCUACCAGAAGAUCUGAAGCAGCACAAAACUUCAGCAAAGAAUGUUUCAAAAUGUCAAUAAAUAUUUGAAAUAUAAAUGUUUGCAAACC